UAGCCCCUGCUGCUGACAUGGCAUUAAAUAAUAAAUAAAUAAAUCACAACAUGUUAUAUGUAAGAUAAUAUGUGUAUUAUAAUGAACUUAUAAUCUGCUAUAAUAUGGCGGUCGUUCUGGACCAGGAACACAACUAGCUAUCAUGAAAUGAACACAACAGGAGGGUAAAUGCUACAGGCUACAAUGGCAGUUAGUGUAACGUGUUAUGUAGUGUUUCAGGCAACGACAUGGCUUCAGCUAAGUCUCACAAAGGCAUGAGUAAUGCUGAAUGGCUUGCGCGUCUGGAGAGUUUUGCCCAAACAGGAGUUUGGCCAUCUACACAGGGGAAUAGACCUUCUCCCCGACAAAAAAAGAUGGCAUGAGAUGUAUCAGAAGAUAGAAAAGUGCCCUCUGCAAAUGAGGGGACAGACCACUCUUCUGAAGGAAGCUCAGACAUGUAUUUGUGGCUUUCACAAGGUUCAUCCACCAGUCACAGGGGAAGCAUCACAGAGCACCCCGGCCCAAAGCACACCCUCUGUCAGCGAUGUGUCAUGUCCUGCAAAGAGACCUAAACUGACAUUGUCAAUGUUUGAAAAGUCAAGGUUUGGAGGCUCACAUGUGGCAGCAGCAAAACCUAAUUUGAGCACCCAGAGGAAAACCUCUCAGAUGUUAGAGCACUCCAGUUCAGCUACAGUUUCAUGUCCACCCUCUGAUCCUCAUCCUCCUCCAUCCCCCAAACCUCAUCAGCCCGUCAUCCAGUCCUCCUCUUCCUUCUUCCUUCCUCCACCUCAGAGUUCACAACGCAUCAAAAAAACAGCAACGCCAUCAACUGUUUCUGAGAAUACUGUUGUGAGGAGCCCACAGGUCUCAUCUCAGCCAGAAGAUCUCCCCCUUCUGUGGCCACAGACAAUGCCACAGCAAGACCAGAAGUGGGUGUCAGAAGCACUUUUUAGGGUUGGUGCAAAGGGAAAGCUGGAGCUGCGUGAAAACCUACAGUUGUGGUAUCACCCCCCACCACCAGCCCUGUUGUACCACCAAGCUCCAACACCUGAUAGGUUUUUUUCACAGCGUCUCUUGCUCUGGAUGCCAUAUAAGCUGUGGAAGGUGCGGCUCCAGUGUACUAACCCUGCCUGUGCCAGGCAACAGCUGUGUGGUGGUGGACUGCACAGGAGGGUACGACAGGUGUUAGACAUUGACAGAUACUACAACCUGGUGACAGAGACCCUGAUCUGCACCAGGUGUAGAACCAGCUAUCUGUCCUGGAGUCAAGCUGUGCUGCAGCAGUUGGACCUGGCCCAUCGAUCUGAAUUCAGGGUCAUCCUCACACGCAAGUAUGCCUGUGACAUUCGGGUUCUUCGCUUGCUGCGUGAGAGGGGCAUGGGGAAUGGCCCAGUGAGGAUCAUCGGCCAGCUGAGAGAGAACCACAGUGAGGAGUGGUUGAAACGUGCGCUUCGGUACACAUCAGAGUGUGUGGCCUUUUUUGAUAAUCGUGGCCUGCAUCCGCUGCACUUCCAGGAGCCACCACCACUUGCUUCAGUACCCAGCUACAAAUGGCUCCUCACUGUAUAUAGUCAGGACAUUCUCAACAGGCUCGAUCACAUAAAGGCCAGCAUAACAUCCACGUAUGGAUCAAUCUUAAAAAUGGAUUCAACUAAGAAGAUCACCAAGAAGUUGAGUGGGCCUGCGAAAGGCACAGCACAGUGGCUUACCUCAGUGGGCAAUGAGAUAGGUCAGGUGCUGAUGAGUGUCCUGACUGCGAAUGAAGGGGCUGGGUUAGACCUCAUGGCUGCAGGGCUCAUGGAGCGAUACCGGAGUGCUGGUGUUGAUCCUCCCACUAUCAUUUAUGUGGACUGUGAUUGUUGCAAGAAAGUGGGAGAGACUAAAUUGAAGAGGCGGUUCAGCGGCUGGCCAGAUGUCAUCGUCCGCCUAGACAUUUGGCAUUUUAUGCGACGUCUGGCAGUAGGGUGCACCACUGACGCCCACCAGUUGUACCCUACUUUUAUGGCAAGGCUGUCAUCCUGUAUUUUUGAGUGGGAUGCAGGGGAUCUCACUCUGCUGAGACAGGCCAAAAGGGAGCAACUCAUCCAACAGGGCUGGCCUACUCUGUCGGAGGCAGAACUGGACCAUCAUUUAACUAAAGCUGAGCUGCUCCAGCACUGCAGGAGGAGAACACGGGGAGAAGAAACCACUUUCCGCCUCCUUGAUAUGCUCAUCAGAGAGCUCAUGGGUGGCAAGGGGAAUGAUGCUCUUGGUGUUCCUCUACUUGACAGUGUGAGAAUGCAGCACAUCUGGAAUGUCCAGAGGCGGCACAUCACCUGUAUCCAAGACCCUCCAAAUGUGCCGCUCUAUACUGAAACUGGAACUACAAGCAAGGGUGGGGUGGUUCUAAAAACUUAUCGUUGUGCCAGAGGCUCCACAUCCCUGGAAUCAUUUCACUGCCACCUAAACAGAUUUAUUCCAGGGAACAGCGCAAACAGCCUGAACUUCCAGAUUUAUCUCCUGGAAGGUUUAUUACGCUGGAAUCAGGACCGGGCUGAAGCUGCUGUUGCAGAUGGAGGUUCAACUCUGCGCUCUUACACAGGGGAGCUGGUUUACUCUGUCAAUGAGAACUACAAUAAGUUGUAUGGCAGGAAAUUGGUCCCUAGCUUCACUCCACCUGCAGUAUACACAGGGGAGCUCAUUGGAGUACAGUACUUGUUGAGGCAGAAUAGUCAGCCCCUGGAGGACAUGUGCCCUACCUCUGAUAGGACCUCUCAAUUGCUGGAGGAGAUAGAUGUGGAGGAGCAAGUGGAAAAGGAUGAGGGUUUCAUUGAUUUCUUUGGAGAGGAAGCCACAGUGGCAAAUCUUGUGGCAUCAGAUGACUUAGUCCUUUCAGGUCCACCAGUUCUACCAGCUGCACCAGUUCCCAGUGUCCAGGCUCCUACAGCUGCACCACUGCCCAGUGUCAAAAUUCCACCACUGCCCAUUGUCCAGACUCCACCACUGCCCAGUGUCCAGACUCCACCAUUGCCCAGUGUCCAGACUCCACCACUGCCCAGUGUCCAGACUCCACCAUUGCCCAGUGUCCAGACUCCACCAUUGCCCACUGCACCAGUGCCCAGUGUAGCUGCAUCACUGCUCAGUGUCCAGGCUCCACCACUGCUCAGAGUCCGGGCUCCUUCAGCUGCACCAGUACCCAGUGUCCAGGAUCCUUUAGAUACACCAGUGCCCUCAGCAAUGGCUGUUGACGAACACUGCAUUCCUGGAAUGGACCGGGUGGAUGCGUUGGCAGAGUGUCUGGUGGAGCUGCGCACACAGACAAGCCUCACACUUACCAACCAACAAGUUGCGACCAUUGUGGGUCUGUGGCAGAACCUGGACAAAUUUGAUAAAGACAGGGUGGUGUAUGCUGCUCGUCAUCAAGACAGGCUACUUACAGGACGUUUUAGGUCCCCAAAAAAGAAAGCUGUCUUCACUCCUGGUGUCGACAGCACAAAAAGGUGUGUUUUGGGUUCUAGCGGCUCUCCAGCACAGUGGCCUAAUUGCUGUCGCCUUGUUGAAAUGAUUUUCAUAAGGUUAUGUAACAUCCACCGAAGCCCCAAGAAACAGCGGACAGAAUGUCUGUCUAGAUGGGAUCUCAUUCUUCGUGAUUACAGAAAAAUUCGGCAGCUAAUCCUGAGCAAUGGAACGGUGAUGAGUGACACAACCCUUCAGCUAGUUGAGGUAAAUCAGAGGACCCUUACGACAUGGCACAAUAACCGUUUAAAGGGUCAGGAGGUCUCCUUGCUGUUGCAAGGGCUGGACCUUCCAGAGGCACGUCCAGUGGCUUUGGAUGUUUUGCCUCCAGCACGAGUACAGCCUGUUGUGCCUCCACAAUAUAGCCACCAGUUGCAUACCUACCAGAUGCCACCAGACACAGCUGGACAGGCAAAGACAAAGUUUAGAAAGAUUGCGCCCUCAGCUACCUGUACAUCUGCCACAGCAACUUCAAUCUGGCCAUCAGCCGUACACCCUCAGCGUUCAGCCACGUCCAGCCAGCUAUGGACAAUUUGUCCCAGGCCGACAGCACCACACCCAUUGGUUCCUGACACACCCACUGCCCCUGUUGUGUCUCAGAUGUUUCUGGUGCCCUGCCCAGCCCCAUUUUCCACCAUUAACCCUGGAGCAAUUUCCUCUGAGCCACCUGCAAAUGACACAGCCACUCCAACCAAACGAUCGUACAAUCGCACUGUAAAAGCAAAUUCGUGCAGAAAGUGUGGCCAAUUUCGUACUCAAGAAACUGGCCAUAGCCAGUACAAAGGCAAAAUAUAUUGCCCUAAUAAAGAAACAAUUACGAAGGAGCAGUGGUUACAGAUUAUGAGAAGAUAACUCAUUUAUUUAUGUGUGAUACAUUCAUUUUGUUCUCUUGGUUGGAUCUGUUCUGUUUUUUAUCUUCCAGCCAUAUUUAAUGUUAAAGAGUUAUACUGUGCACUUUUUUUUAUCUUGUAUUAUUAUUAUUAUUAUUAUUAUUAUUAUUAUAAACAUGUGGGUAUGUAUGUGAAUACACUAUAAUACAUAUGGAAAUAUAUAUACAUAUUAAAUAAAGUUAAACUAUUAUUAUUAUUAUUAUAGAAAGGUUUAUGUGUAGAGGAAGCAGUAUAAAGUAAAAUACCAAAAUGUGUAGAUUUUGAUGUAUAUAUUUAUAUAUUUUUUUGUACUUAUUUUAUAUAGCGUGUGCACUUAAAAUUCUUAAUUUUAUAUUGAAUUUAGUAC
Molecule: messenger RNA, 4710 nt
Organism: Carassius auratus (goldfish)
Lineage: Eukaryota; Metazoa; Chordata; Actinopteri; Cypriniformes; Cyprinidae
Exons: 12
Coding region: 262-4326 (1354 amino acids)
Source: RefSeq, a predicted model, not a curated record